This is a messenger RNA of Sciurus carolinensis (gray squirrel), 4745 nucleotides long. RefSeq names its product zinc finger and SCAN domain containing 25 (gene Zscan25). Bases 245 to 1882 code for a protein of 545 amino acids. The transcript has 6 exons. Gene Ontology annotation, cellular component: nucleus. NCBI's taxonomy places the organism in Eukaryota, Metazoa, Chordata, Mammalia, Rodentia, Sciuridae. Gene Ontology annotation, molecular function: DNA-binding transcription factor activity, RNA polymerase II-specific; RNA polymerase II cis-regulatory region sequence-specific DNA binding. Gene Ontology annotation, biological process: regulation of transcription by RNA polymerase II. The record is from RefSeq and is a predicted model, not a curated record.
UCCACUCACUUCCGGUCCGCUGAGGGCACUGGCGAACCUGGCGCUGGUGCCCGGCGGUGGGUGAGCUGGAGCCGGGCCGGGCCGGGCCCUCGGCGGGCUGCGGGCGGCGGGCGAGGCCGUGGACGGACAGCGGGGCCGAGCUCCGGCGCGGAGGCCCCGCGAGUCGGGAUCCGCACGUCCGCGCCGCGGUCGACUCAGGGUAAUUUAUGCUAUCAUUCUCAGUCUCCUGAGAGGAAGUGUGAAGAUGCUUAAAGAGCGUUCAGGGAUGGCGGAAGAUCCUCAGCAGCAAAUGGGAGUUCCUGUGGUGAAACUGGAGAAAGAGUUGCCAUGGGGCAGGGCAAGGGAAGACUCUAGUCCUGAGACUUUUCGUCUGAGGUUUCGGCAGUUCCGCUACCAGGAGGCAGCGGGUCCCCAGGAAGCCCUCAGGGAGCUCCAAGAGCUCUGUCGCGGGUGGCUGAGGCCUGAGCUGCACACCAAGGAGCAGAUCCUGGAGCUGCUGGUGCUGGAGCAGUUCCUGACCAUCCUGCCCCGGGAGUUCUAUGCCUGGAUCCGGGAGCACAGCCUGGAGAGUGGCAAGGCUUUGGUGACCAUGGUGGAGGACCUGAUGGAGAAUGCGCUGGAGGCCAAGGCGGUUCCGUGUCACAUGCAGGGAGAACAGCAAAAGACAGCCCUCGGCAGAGGUGCUUGGGAGCCAGGCGUCCACCUGGAGCCAGUGGAGGUCAAGCCUGAGUGGGGGAUGCCCCAUGGGGAAGGAGUUCAAGUCCUAGACCAAAGAACAGAAGAGCAGCUGAGUCAGGACCCUGGAGAUGGGACGCAGGCCUUCCAAGAGCAGGCUCUCCCUCUUCUUCAGUUGGGUCCAGGCCUCCCUCCAGUGAGCACCAGAGACCAAGAGAUGUCAGCUGGGUUUCUUUCAGCAGGAGCACAGCAGGGGUUGGGGACUUUUAAAGACAUGGCCCUGACUUUCCCUGAGGAGGAGUGGAGGCAUGUGACCCCAGCCCAGAUUGACUGCUUUGGGGAAUACGUGGAACCACAGGACUGCGGGGUCUCUCCAGGCAUUGGGAGCAAGGAAAAGGAGGCAAAACCCCAGCAGGAAGACCUUAAAGGGGUGUUUGCUGGACUGUCGUCUGAGAGGUUUGGGGAAGCUCCUGUCCCUGGACCUGGGCUGGGAGGAGCCUGUGAGCAGGAGCCUGGGGAAUCAGGGAGCACCCUGCCAGGACUUCCUGCCCCACAGCACAGUGUCCCCUUACCCGAGGAUCUCAAAACCCAUGGCUCCUUCUGGAAGCCUUUCCAGUGCCCUGAGUGUGGGAAAGGCUUCAGUCGGAGCUCCAAUCUCGUCAGACACCAGCGAACCCAUGAAGAGGAGAAGUCCUACGGCUGCGUGGAGUGCGGGAAGGGCUUCACCUUGAGGGAGUACCUCAUGAAGCACCAGAGGACCCACCUGGGAAAGAGGCCCUACGUGUGCAGUGAGUGCUGGAAGACCUUCAGCCAGAGACACCACCUGGAGGUCCACCAGCGGAGCCACACAGGGGAGAAGCCUUACAAGUGUGGGGACUGUUGGAAGAGCUUCAGCCGGAGACAGCACCUGCAGGUGCACCGGAGGACACACACUGGCGAGAAGCCCUACACCUGCGAGUGCGGCAAGAGCUUCAGCAGGAAUGCCAACCUGGCCGUGCACCGGCGUGCCCACACUGGGGAGAAGCCCUACGGGUGCCAGGUGUGCGGGAAGCGGUUCAGCAAAGGGGAGCGACUGGUUCGACACCAGAGGAUCCACACGGGAGAGAAGCCCUACCACUGCCCUGCCUGCGGACGGAGCUUCAACCAGAGAUCCAUCCUCAAUCGGCACCAGAAGACCCAGCAUCGCCUGGAGCCCCCCGUGCAGUGAGGCACCACCUGGAGGAAAUCCCUGCAUCUUUCUGAUGGGCUUGAGGGACAGCAGCAAUGGCAUGCAGAAAGGCACUCUGACACAUUUCCUUUCCAUUGAUCUCAAAUCAGGCAGAGGACAAGGCUGGUUUAUUGAGCUCCCAGAGGGCACAGUUGCCUGGACCUCCUACCUAAGUGGUGCCUAUGGUUUUUCUGGUAACCUUUAGGGAGACAGUAUCCUCAACUCUAGUUCAGGCUAAAGUUUUUCUGGUCAGUGGGGUGUUUAGACACCUCCAAGUCCAGUAGUAGGGGCAGAAUUUUGUCAGUGGUUGGCAGCUUGAAACUUAUUUUCCUUAUUUUCCUCUGUCCUGCCUGUGAGAACAUUAGCUCAGACUUGCCCCACACUCUUCCAUUUACAAAUAUUUAUUAAACACUUUCUAUGCUCCCGGCACCGAGAAUACCAUGGUGAAUGAGACGGACACAGAGGAGACCUUGUUGUCACAGAGGAUUCCAAAGUGCGUUUGUGUUGCAAGGGUGUCUGUCAGUCUGCCAGCCUGCUCCCUGCUCGAUCUCAUUUCAGCCUCCACCCAGCUGGAAGCUUCUCUCAGGCAGCCUCCUUUAUUCUGCUUCAUUUUAGCCUCUUUUGUCUCUGACUGUAAUAUUCUACCCUGAUCUGUAAAAUUUCUCUAUUCCAGCAUAUUCCUUGUACUAUAACAACAGCUAUUAGGGAAAUUAUUAUUUUGCUAUUGAUCAUGAAUAAACAUGAACAUGUUUUUAAAAAAUACUGCAUUCUGUAAAAAGACCUGAUUGAAUGAGUCUGAAAGAUGAACUAGUAUUAACGCUCUAUAUCAAUGGCACUUUAUAUGACACAUAUAAAAUGCUUUUCUGUAUGUUCUUAUCUGAUUCAUUUCAUAAGUAAUUGGGCCCUGCAGUGUGCCUGGACCUCUUCUGGUACUUGAGAUACAUCAGUGAAUAUGAUAGGGGAGAAUCCCUGACCGUGCAGAUCUCACGUCUUAGUAAUGCCCUUGAUCUUCAGAAUCUGUGGAUAUUCCCAUAAGCCCUCUGGGCCUCGCAGGUUUUCUUGGUCCUGUUGGCUUAUUGCCCUGGUUUGCACUCACCACCUACCUCUUACUGAAUAGUCUCUGUCCUUCUCAUCUGGACCUUUGUCGCCCAAGAUAUUUGGGGUCCUGAACACCAACUGGCGAUGAAGAGGUGGUAGUGACCUAUUUUGCAUGAGUGCCAAUUCAGGAAAACAAAGAUGUUUGUAGGCAUUUAAAACAUUAAGAAUAAGAAGCUGCAGUAUUUGCAUCUGUGUUUGAACUUUCUUAUUAUUUUGCCAUUACAGAGGGUUUUCUUCCUGUUUAAGAUCCUGCAUAAUGAGCAUGGGUUGCACUGCAGCGACACUGACGCUGUGCCUUGAACACUGGCUGCUAAAUUUGUCUUUUGUCAACUGUGUGCCAUUACAAUUGCAAGAUGUCGUAUGUCUGAUAGUGGCUCCUAAUGUCAUUUUCUUAAAAAUAUUUUUUUAAGUUGUUGAUGGACCUUUAUCUUACCCAUUUAUUUAUAUGUGGUGCUGAGAAUCGAACCCAGUGCCUCAUGAAUGCUAGGCAGGUGCUCCACCACUGAGCCCCAACCCCAGCCUCUAAUGUCAUAUUCUUUGAGAGAUUUUUUCCCAUUUUACACUGUAAAUGAGAUAGUGGUAGUGACGAACAGUUGCAUUACACAGUCCACUUUGGAACAUGUGCUUUCAUAACCUAUGUCUUGGCAGACCGCCAUGGUGUUUAGUUUUGACUUAGUAAAUGACCCUCCUGGUCCUCCUGGCCCAUCUGCUGGGCCCACAAGACUGCACUAAACCAGGGUGUAAGUGUUACUGAGACGUCCACAUGGGUCGCUGCUGUUCCUGAGCAAUGCAGAGGUCCACGUGAAAAAUCAGCCUCCCCUAACCCCCCAAUUCUCAGACAAGUUAGGCAAGAUUGCCAGCCCCCCGCCAGCCAAACCCAGUGGGAGGCUUCUGGUCCUCAGGACCCAAGUCCUGAGGCUUGAGUGUGGCCUUCUCAGGAAAUCUGUGUCUCAAAACCAUGCAGGGACCAUGGAGACCACCGCAUCAGUGUCUGUAUUUACUUGGAUUAGGUUGAUUCACUUUGAUCAUGUACUUAGCUGACCAGGCCUCUGGAUUUUCAGCAAGUUGGAAUCUCUGGAGAGAAGCUUCAGAAUGAGCUGAGCCUUGCCGCUGCCCAUUUGGCCUCUUCCAUGUCUGCUCUGAGGCCAAAGCAUGUAGACAAUGUCUCCAAAAAGCCUCCAUUAAAAGGGAGUUUUUUCCAUGGAAUUGUAGAAAUCUCGUUUUUUAUACCCAUUGAAAUGUCAAAUAUUUUGUUGUUUUCUGUACAUUUCUGUUCUUUAAAAACUUUUCUUUUUCAUACCUCUGUUUAUUAUCUAUAAAUUUUUUUGGAAGUCUAGGACGUGUGAAAGAAAACUCAGGAGAAAUCUUCUAUCAGGAAGUUAAUAAUCUUGUAUCUUAGGGCAGAGAUGUGGUUCACCACUAAUACAUAGUGACUUUUCUCCAAAAGUGAUAUCUAAAAUUUUGAGCUAUUUAAAUAAAAAUCUAACAGAAUUGCCAGUCCUCAGAACUUCCUUGAUGCUACCUUCUUUCUUUUCAUAAGGACUGUUUUAUAAUAGGAGAUUUUAAGCAUAUGUAAAUGAAGUCUCAUGUAGUCAUAAUUUGACUUUAUUGUAAACACAUAGCCAAUCUUGUUUUCUGUACCCACUCCUUCCUCUCUAUCUUCUUCCCUCACUGAAGUGUUCUGAAGCACAUUCCAGAUGUUUAUAAAUGUUUCAGUGUGUGCCUUUAAAAAGUAAGAACUGUUAAAAAACCCCCCACAGUACUA